CCAAGGUUAUAUCCAUGGUUUAACACCACCUCUAGCCAUGGGCCCGUUGAGAAUACUUUGUUUUUUAAUCUUCCUGGAGAAAAGUUGGGGUCAGGAACAAACAUAUGUUAUUUCAGCACCAAAAAUAUUCCGAGUUGGAGCAUCUGAAAAUAUUGUAAUUCAAGUUUAUGGAUAUAUUGAAGCAUUUGAUGCUACAAUCACUCUUAAAAGCUAUCCUGAUAAAAAAUUUAGUUACUCUUCAAGUUAUGUUAAUUUAUCACCAGAAAAUAAAUUUCAAAACUCUGCCUUCUUAACAAUACAACCUAAACAAUUGUCUGGAAGACAAAAUGCUGUUUCACAUGUGUAUUUGGAAGUUGUAUCAAAGCACUUUUCAAAAUCGAAAAAAAUGCCAAUAACCUAUGACAAUGGAUUUCUCUUCAUUCACACAGACAAACCUGUUUACACUCCACACCAGUCAGUAAAGGUUAGAGUUUAUUCACUGAAUGAUGACUUGAAGCCAGCCAAAAGAGAAACUGUUUUAACUUUCAUAGAUCCUGAAGGAUCAGAAGUUGACACAGUAGAAGAAAAUGAUCACACUGGAAUUAUCUCUUUUCCUGACUUCAAGAUUCCACCCAAUCCUAAAUAUGGUGUGUGGGCAAUUAAAGCUAAAUAUAAGGAAGUUUUUUCAACAAGUGGAACCACCUACUUUGAAAUUAAAGAAUAUGUUUUGCCACAUUUUUCUGUUUCAAUAGAACCAGAAAGUAAUUUCAUUGGUUAUAAGAACUUUAAGAAUUUUGAAAUUACUAUAAAAGCAAGGUAUUUUUAUAAUAAAGUAGUCACUGAGGCUGAUGUUUAUGUCUCUUUUGGAAUAAGAGAAGAUUUAAAAGAUGACCAAAAAGAAAUGAUGGAAAAAGCGAUGCAAUACAAAGUGUUGGUAAAUGGAAUUGCUCACGUCACAUUUGAUUCUGAAAUGGCAAUUAAAGAACUGUCAUAUAACAGCUUAGAAGAUUUAAAUGACAAGUACCUUUAUAUUGCUGUAACAGUUGAGGAAGCUACAGGUGGAUUUUCUGAAGAGGCAGAAUUACCUGGCAUCAAAUAUGUCCUCUCUCCCUACACACUGAAUUUAGUUGCUACUCCUCUUUUCUUGAAGCCUGGGAUUCCAUAUUCCAUCAAGGUACAAGUUAAGGAUUCACUUGACCAAUCGGUAGCGGGGAUCCCAGUCAUCCUGAACGCACGAACAGUCAACGUGAACCAAGAAACUUCUGACUUGGAACCAAAGAAAAGUGUAACGAGUCUCAGCCAUGGAGUGGCUUUGUUUGUGGUUAACCUCCCAUCUGGAGUGACGGCGCUAGAGUUUCAUGUCCAAACUGAUGCCCCAGAUCUUCCAGAAGAAAAUCAGGCCCGGGAAGAUUACCGAGCUGUUGCAUACUCGUCUUUCAGUGAAAGUUACCUUUAUAUUGAUUGGACUGAAAACUAUAAAGCUUUGUUUGUGGGAGAACAUCUGAAUAUCAUUGUUACCCCUAAAAGUCCAUAUGUUGACAAAAUAACUCACUAUAAUUACUUGAUUUUAUCCAAGGGCAAAAUCGUACACUUUGGCACCAAGGAGAAACUCCAAGAUUCAUCUUAUCAAAGUAUAAACAUUCCAGUGACACAGAAUAUGGUCCCCUCAGCCCGACUCUUGGUCUAUUACAUUGUUACGGGAGAGCAGACUGCAGAAUUAGUGUCUGACUCGGUCUGGUUGAAUAUUGAAAAAAAGUGUGGCAACCAGCUACAGGUUCAGCUGUCUCCAGACGGAGGUGAAUAUUCUCCAGGACAAACUGUGUCUCUUAACAUGGAAACUGAGUCCGACUCAUGGGUGGCAGUAUCAGCAGUGGACAGUGCCGUGUAUGGAGUCCAAGGAAAAGCCAAAAAACCUAUGCAAAGAGUUUUUCAAGCUUUUGAGAAGAGUGACCUGGGCUGUGGGGCAGGUGGUGGCCGUGACAAUGCAGAUGUAUUCCAUCUUGCUGGACUAACCUUUCUCACCAACGUAAAUACAGAUGAAUCUCAAGAAAAUGAUAAAACUUGUAAAGAAAUUCUCAGGCUAAGAAGAAGUCUGCAAGAGAAAAUACAAGAACAAGCUGCUAAAUACAAGCAUGCGGUGCCGAGGAAAUGUUGUUAUGAUGGAGCCCGUCGUAAUGACUAUGAAACCUGCGAGCAGCGAGUUGCGCGGAUCACCAUCGGUCCGUACUGUAUCCGAGCUUUCAAUGAGUGUUGUAUCCUUGCAACCAAGCUCCGAGCUGAACACACACAUAAACCUAACCAACUGGGAAGGUUACAUAUAAAGACCCUAUUACCAGUAACCAAGCCAGAAAUUCGGAGUUACUUUCCAGAAACCUGGUUAUGGGAAGUUCACCGUGUUCCCACAAGAAGUCAAAUGCAAUUCAGGCUGCCUGAUUCUCUCACCACCUGGGAAAUUCAAGGUGUUGGCAUUUCCAAUAGUGGUAUAUGUGUUGCUGAUACCGUCAAGGCAAAAGUGUUCAAAGAUGUCUUUUUGGAAAUGAAUAUACCAUAUUCUGUUGUACGAGGGGAACAAAUCCAACUAAAAGGAACUGUUUAUAACUAUCGAACCUCUGAGAUGAUGUUUUGUGUUAAAGUGUCGACCAUGGAGGGGAUCUGUACACCGGGAGGAAGCCCAACCCUUGGCCAUCAGGGGCCAAAGUCUUCCAAAUGUGUGCGUCAGCGCAUGGAGGGGUCCUCCAGCCACUUGGUGACCUUCACCCUGCUUCCUCUGGAAGUUGGCCUCCAUAACAUCAACUUCACACUGGAGACUUCCUUUGGAAGAGAAAUCUUAGUGAAAACAUUACGCGUCGUGCCAGAAGGUCUUAAAAGGGAAAGCUAUGCUAGUGUUAUUCUGGACCCUAAGGGAAUUUACGGUUCUGUUAGCAGACGAAAGGAGUUUCCAUACAGGAUACCAUUAGAUUUGGUCCCAAAAACAAAUGUCAAAAGGAUUUUGAGUGUAAAUGGGCUGCUGAUAGGUGAGGUCCUGUCUACUGUCCUGAGUCAGGAAGGCACCGAUAUCCUACCCCACCUCCCCAAGGGGAGUGCGGAGGCAGAGCUGAUGAGCAUUGUCCCUGUAUUCUAUGUUUUUCACUAUCUGGAGGCAGGAAAUCAUUGGGACAUUUUUUAUCCUCAUUCAUUGACUAAAAAACAGUACCUGAAGAAAAAAAUAAAAGAAGGGAUGGUGAGCAUCAUGUCCUACAGAAAUGCUGACUCUUCAUACAGCAUGUGGAAGGGUGGAAGUGGUAGCACUUGGUUAACAGCUUUUGCUUUAAGAGUACUUGGACAAAUAAAUAAAUACGUAGAGCAGAACCAAAACUCAAUUUGCAAUUCUUUAUUGUGGCUGGUUGAGAAUUGCCAAGUAGAGAAUGGAUCUUUCAAGGAAAAUUCCCAGUAUCAACCAGUAAAACUACAGGGUACCUUGCAUGUUGAAGCCAGAGAGAAAACCCUAUAUCUGACGGCCUUCACGGUGAUUGGAAUUCGAAAAGCUAUUGACAUAUGCCCCAUGGUGAAAAUCAGCGCUGCUCUAACUAAAGCUGACACUUUCCUCCUUGAAAAUACCCUCUCAUCCCAGAACACCUUUACACUGGCUAUUGUGGCCUACGCUCUUUCUCUGGGUGAUAAAACACACCCACAGUUUCAUUCCAUUGUUUCAGCCCUGAAGAGGAAAACUUCAAUAAAAGGUAAUCCACCCAUUUACCGUUUUUGGAAAGACAGUCGCCAACUUACAGACACCUCUGCACCUAAUGCUGGUACAGCAGGUAUGGUGGAAACCACUUCUUAUGCUUUACUCACCAGCCUGAACUUGAAAGAGAUGAAUUAUGUCAACCCAAUCAUCAAAUGGCUGUCAGAAGAGCAGAGAUCUGGAGGCGGCUUUUAUUCAACCCAGGAUACAAUUAAUGCCAUCGAAGGCCUGACAGAAUAUUCACUCCUCAGUAAACAGCACCAACUGAAUAUGGAUAUCAAUGUCUCCUACAAGCACAAAGGUGACUUCUACCAUUAUAAGGUGACAGACAAGAAUUUCCUUGGGAGACCAGUAGAGGUGCCUCUCAACGAUGACCUCAUCAUCAGUACAGGAUACAGCAAUGGCUUGGCUACGGUACAUGUAAAAACUGUAGUUCAUAAAACCAGUACCUCUGAGGAAGUUUGCAGCUUUCAGUUGAAAAUUGAUACUCAGAACAUUGAAGCACCCAGAGACAGUGGCUUCGGUGACUCCGGAUAUAAGCGCAUAAUAGCAUGUGCCAGCUACAUGCCCAGCAAGGAAGAAUCAUCAUCCGGGUCCUCCCAUGCGGUGAUGGAUAUCUCUCUGCCUACUGGAAUCAGUGCAAACCAAGAAGACUUACAAGCUCUUGUGGAAGGGGUGGAUCAACUAUUAACUGAUUACCAAGUCAAAGAUGGACAUGUUAUUUUGCAACUGAAUUCGAUUCCCUCCAAUGAUUUCUUGUGUGUCCGAUUCCGGAUAUUUGAACUUUUUCAAGUUGGGUUUCUGAAUCCUGCUACUUUCACAGUAUAUGAAUAUCACAGGCCAGAUAAACAGUGCACCAUGUUUUAUAGCUCUUCUGUCACCGAACUUCAGAAAAUCUGUGAAGAAGCAAUGUGCAAGUGUGUAGAAGCUGACUGUGGGAAAAUGGAGAAAGAACUGGAUCUGACAAUCUCUGCAGAUGCUAGGAAAGAAAUAGCAUGCAAACCAGAAAUUACAUAUGCUUAUAAAGUCAGCAUCACAUCCAUGGUGAAAGAAAAUGUUUUUGUCAAGUACACUGCCACUCUUCUGGACAUUUAUAAAGCAGGGGAAGCUGUUGCUGAGAAAGGCUCUGAAAUCACCUUCGUUAAAAAGAUGGCCUGUGCAAAUGCUGACCUGGUGAAAGGAAGACAGUACUUAAUUAUGGGCAAAGAAGCCCUCCAGAUAAAACACAAUUUCAGCUUCAAGUACAUCUACCUUUUGGAUUCCUCCACGUGGAUUGAAUAUUGGCCUACAGUCACAACAUGUCCAUCGUGUCGAGCAUUUUUAGCUAAUUUGGAUAAAUUUGCUACAGACAUCCUUUUAAAUGGCUGUGAAAAUGUCUGAGAAAAUUCUGCAGUGUGUAGUUUUCACUUACGGACUCCUGUUGGUGAAGUUCCUCUUUUUUUCUUUUCUUUUUUUUUUAACAUUCGCAGCUGGUCUUAUUUGGAAAGCUCACUUUCCUUAGAAUUAAUGGCACUUGCUUUUAUUAAAGGACAAUUUUAAGAGCUGUAACUUUCUGAAAUAACAUGGCCUUAGGGGGGGCAUGCAGACAGAUCCUCCAAGUUUAUUGGACACCAGGAGCAAUAAACUGGAACACCUCCUAAAACCUACCACUCGGGAAUGUUUGCUGGAACCAAAAGAAUAGCCCCAUUGAAAUGGAGUAUCUUACAAAAACAUGGCCUUUGCUUGAAAGAAAAUACCAAGGAACCAAACCUGAUCAUUAAAGCUUAAUUCCGCUUUCAAAA
Molecule: messenger RNA, 5481 nt
Organism: Chinchilla lanigera (long-tailed chinchilla)
Lineage: Eukaryota; Metazoa; Chordata; Mammalia; Rodentia; Chinchillidae
Product: complement C5
Exons: 41
Coding region: 38-5080 (1680 amino acids)
Cellular component (GO): extracellular region
Molecular function (GO): endopeptidase inhibitor activity; protein binding
Source: RefSeq, a predicted model, not a curated record